This is a messenger RNA of Procambarus clarkii (red swamp crayfish), 1976 nucleotides long. RefSeq names its product zinc finger protein 25-like. Gene Ontology annotation, cellular component: nucleus. NCBI's taxonomy places the organism in Eukaryota, Metazoa, Arthropoda, Malacostraca, Decapoda, Cambaridae. Gene Ontology annotation, molecular function: DNA-binding transcription factor activity, RNA polymerase II-specific; RNA polymerase II cis-regulatory region sequence-specific DNA binding. The record is from RefSeq and is a predicted model, not a curated record. Gene Ontology annotation, biological process: regulation of transcription by RNA polymerase II.
AUGAAUAACUCGGUGUGUUUAUGGGAUGUAAUGCAUUUUGAACAUGAGGAAGCAAAUAACGAGAGCAGUGAGGUAGAAGAGAAUGGGGACUUACUGAAGAGGAGUAAACGAAAUACAAAAAGACUUUACAAAUGCAUGAAAUGCUCUAAGGUAUUUCCUUCUAAGUCUCAUUUAAAAGAACAUGAAAUCAGUCAUUCUGAUAGGCAACCAUACAGGUGCAUUGUCUGUGAUAAAGGUUUUAAAAGAAAGAAUGCUUUAAGCAAACACAUGCGUGUCUUUCACCCAGAUGGCCCAGACACUGUUCGUUGUUCUUGUGGUAGGGUAUAUGCUUCUCAAGAAUUGAUGGAAAAACACCAAGCAUGUAGUGGAAGUCACAGACUGUUAGUGUGUCCAGAGUGCGGAGCAUUAUACAAAACUGAUGCAAGUCUUAAAAGUCACAUGAUACUUCAUAAAGAAAGUGAAGGCAAUGGCCUCAAUUCUUCUUGGCCAUUUACAUGCCAUGCUUGUGGUAAAAAAUUUAGUAGCCAAGCAUCCCUGAACAACCACACUGCAAACUCCCAUAGUACCUAUAAUUUUCAGUGCCAACAGUGCGAUAAAAUAUGCAAAACUAAGAAGUUACUUUCUCAGCAUUGUUUAAGAAAGCAUAAAAUUGGUAGCAUUGAGUUUCCUUGCCCAGUGUGUAAUAAAGUAUUCUGUAUAUCAAAAGAUCUAGGGCGUCACAUGCAGUCUCAUAACCCAGAAGGCAUACAUGAAUGCUCUGUUUGCCAUUCAAAGUUUAAAACUUACUCCACAUUACAGUCUCACGUAAAAAUACACUCAAAAGGUAAACCUUAUGAUUGUGUUUUAUGUCUUCUUCCUUGCGAUACAAUUGAAAACUUGAAAGAACACAUUUUUUCACAUCACAAUAUUGAAAUAGCUGGUAAUGAUUUUUCACAGCAUUGGAAUCGUAAAUGUCUUAUAUGUGGUCAGAUUUUCCUUCGUCGAUCUGGUCUUGUAUUACAUAUGAAGUCACACUUCAAUUAUGAUAAUACUGAGCUUGUAUUUGUUGAAAACUGCAGUGAUAACACAAUUAGUGUCAAUACUGAUAUGAAAAAUGAACUAUGCCAAGCACCUCAUAAAGUAUUUACAGGGUUAACUCAAUUUAAGAAUCAUAAUAUAUCGGAAGAAGAUAGUUCUUUAAUGGCAGCGCAAGUCAAAGAAAAGGAAAUAGAGAAUGCUAAAAGUAAAAAUAAGGUACAAGCAAGACAAAGAAAGCAGAAGAUGUGGGAGGAGAGAGCGACUUCUCACAGUAGUGCAUUAAUGGAAUAUUUUGCAAAUGGUGACAAGAAUAUAAUGAAAAACCUUGUGGAAACUAAAAACGUAAGUGUUGUUGGUGAUGUGUGUGUACCUGAACAUGGUACUAUCACUAGGGAACAGACUGCAAAUGCUGAUCCUACCAAUGAUUCUCUUGCUGUUGAAUAUGAAACUUCUAGCGUGAAUACAAUUCCUGAUAUUGUGAAAGCUUCUACCUCAAAUGAAGAAGAAACUAAGUAUAUUUGUGGAGAAUGUGCAUUUGUGUUCACAGAUGUAAAUGAUCUCAAAACUCAUUUAUUGACAUGUUACCAACAAGAUACUAAUGAUGAAUAUGUUGUUGUAUUUGAAGUUGAUAAGCCAUAAAAAAUUCAGUUAUAAAAUUUCUUUUAUACUAUUUCCAAGACAAUAAAACUCUUCCUUUUCUUAUUUUCUUUUGUAAAAAUCUUUGUGUAAUGCAUGAACAAGAAAAACACAUAAUUGCAUGGACAUAUUAUAUUGCAUACUAAUUACAGCAUGGUAUUGUAUUGUAAACAUUACAAUUUAAUGUAAUAUAUUAUCACUUCCAAGUAUUAUUGUGGAAAUGCAAGUGCCAGACUAUAUUAUGGAAGCUACAUGGUCAGAUAUAUCUUGUAGUAUUCCUUACAGUAUUCUCUUUUGAAUAUCCUGCAUAAAAUACAACACUA